CGCCCGCCCCCUGUCCCCCUCGCUGCACGCACCCCCUCCGGAAACCCGAACCGCUCCGUCACCGGUCUGCUCAACAAUCGCAACAGGCCCGUCGGGUCCACCCCAAUCCCGCCCAGUCUCCAGGCAAAGAUGGCCGCCUUCGCAAGUCGCGCACCAAACAGCUCCGUCUCCGUCGAUUCUGCAACUUCUGCCCUCAAGAACGUGAGCCUUAACGACAAAGGCGCGUCUCCGCCACCUGGCAUGUCUCUACGCGGGCCCGCCUCCUCUCCGGGCGGACGCCCCGGCGCCCCAGGGGCUGGCGGAUUGGCUGCUCGCCGCCAGGGGAAGGCCAUCCCGAAGUUGAGCGUGAUGGAUAUAGGGCUGCAGAAUGCCGGUCUGGGAGGCGGUCGUCCCAAUCAACAGGAGGAGCAACCACAGAGACGGAUACCUCCGAGCACGUUCUCUACCCCGUUCGCCAACUUCGGGAAGAUAGUGGACCCAUCAGGCGCCCUCAAUUUCAGCGGGAAGGCAGUGCUACACGCCCAGGGUGUCGACUUCUCGAAUGGAUCGUCUUUCGCUAUCAACAUGGAUCAGCUGCAGCUGGAUGAGGAACUGGGAAAGGGAAACUAUGGUACGGUCAAGAAGGUUCUACACAAGCCGACGAAGGUUGCGAUGGCGAUGAAGGAGAUCCGGCUGGAGCUGGACGACGCGAAACUCAACGGCAUCCUCAUGGAGCUGGAUAUUCUCCAUCGCGCUGUCUCACCAGAAAUAGUCGAGUUCUAUGGAGCGUUCUUCAUUGAAUCAUGUGUCUACUACUGUAUGGAGUACAUGGAUGCCGGCUCGGUAGACAAACUGCAAGGCGACGGCAUACCAGAAGAAGUCCUAGCUCGGAUCACUGCGAGUAUGGUUCGAGGGCUGAAAUUCCUGAAGGACGAGCUGCAGAUCAUCCAUCGAGACGUGAAGCCGACGAACGUCUUGAUGAACAGGAGAGGUCAAGUGAAGCUGUGUGACUUCGGCGUCUCAGGUCAACUAGAGAAGUCGUUAGCGAAGACAAAUAUCGGGUGCCAGAGCUACAUGGCUCCUGAACGGAUACGGGGCGAGUCGCAGAACAAUCUGGGGACGUACACAGUCUCGUCGGACGUAUGGUCCCUGGGGCUCUCCAUGAUCGAGAUGGCUCUGGGGCACUAUCCGUACCCACCAGAAACAUACGCGAACGUGUUUGCACAGUUGACUGCUAUCGUGGACGGUGAUCCACCGGAGCUCCCAGAACAUUUCUCAGCUACGUCGAAGGAUUUCGUGGCGCGUUGCUUGCACAAGAUACCCGAAAGAAGGGCAACAUAUGCUGAGCUUCUGGAACACCCCUUUUUAGUUGAGGACAGUACUCGAGAAGUCGACAUGCCCGCCUGGGUCGAGAGCGCCGUUGAGGCCCGACAAAAUCGUACCCGCGAACAGAUCCAAGCAGCUCAGGAUGCCAUGUCAUGAGCCCGACGCACUCCACGAUCCUUAACGUAUUCACGGGGACUACACUGCGCCCAUAUGCGCGGUUGCGGUCUCCGCCGGCCCUAUACACACCUUCACCUCCUCGUCUCGCAGAGGCAUGACUCCCGAACCCACAAUUCCUUUAUUCCUCUUCCCGAAUCUUCUUGCCUACGCGGGUCCCAAACGCGGCCUGCCCGCCGUCCGCUAUUCACGAGGAUCGUCCCGAAGCACUGUAUGUGUCGUACCAUAUUCUUCGUCCUGCCGUUGCCUGCCGUCCAUCGAUCCCCAAGAGAUAACCAACCGCUGUUUCCAUAUCAACCGGGGCAGUUAGCAGCUGAUUGCAGAUCAUGGCGAGCAUAGACGACAAAUGGUCCUCGCCUCGUCAGACUGAUCGACGCAGGUUGAUCCGGGCCUCAGAUUCACACGCUCAUCUUCGCGGCGGGUAGUGGCCGGGCCGAUGACUCGGGUGCUCUCGCGCACUCCACAGGCUCCGUCCGCCUUCUAGGGCGUAUGGGUUCCUGGGCGAAGUCCUAGUGAUCGCUAGACUUGCGGGCCUAGGGUAUAUGGAUUGGGCUAGUUUAUUCGUCGCUUGGUACACGGUCUUCGUGCCCACUCUCGAGUCAUACACCGUAUCCCCCACAACCUGCGGCGUUGUAGCUUCCAAGCUUAUUGUAUAGUGCACAUUUGUAUGUAUAAGUACUGUACCCACUCGCCAUCCGUGCAGAGCUGCGUUCGCCGGCGCCGCGGCUCCUCCGGGUUAUAUAUAAUGUACUCUACAUGCG
This is a messenger RNA of Dichomitus squalens LYAD-421 SS1, 2240 nucleotides long. Its product is annotated as kinase-like protein. The record is from RefSeq and is a predicted model, not a curated record. The transcript is spliced from 8 exons. NCBI's taxonomy places the organism in Eukaryota, Fungi, Basidiomycota, Agaricomycetes, Polyporales, Polyporaceae. Gene Ontology annotation, biological process: protein phosphorylation; MAPK cascade; cellular hyperosmotic response. Bases 130 to 1461 code for a protein of 443 amino acids. Gene Ontology annotation, molecular function: ATP binding; MAP kinase kinase activity.